Octopus bimaculoides (California two-spot octopus) is the source of this 1279-nucleotide messenger RNA. Its product is annotated as jumonji domain-containing protein 1C. Gene Ontology annotation, cellular component: chromatin; histone deacetylase complex. Lineage: Eukaryota; Metazoa; Mollusca; Cephalopoda; Octopoda; Octopodidae. The record is from RefSeq and is a predicted model, not a curated record. Gene Ontology annotation, biological process: regulation of transcription by RNA polymerase II. Gene Ontology annotation, molecular function: histone H3K9 demethylase activity; transcription coregulator activity; chromatin DNA binding.
UGCUAACAUGCUGAUAACAUUGAAACCAUAUCACAUUCACACUAACGCAACCCGCAUGUGUUUUCUUUUAUUUCUCUGGGAAUUUUCUUAUUUACUCAAUGCUAUUUAUUAAUUUAUUUCCGUGAUAUUUUAAGAAAUCGAGAAAUCUGCUGUGAAAUGAUUAUAUUCGAUAUUUUCUUUUUUUUUUUUUAAUUGAUAUAGAAUAAUUUUCUCGUUUGUAUUUGUAUCUAUAAAAUUUGCUGAUAGAAUGCAAAAGAAUUUAUAACAAUAGCAAAAAAAAAAAACAAUGUUUAUUGUAGCUUAAUCUAUAUGGACCGUCGCGGCGGAGACCAUUUCUAACUUGACCUCGUGACCGCCCCACUUUCAUGUAUAUUCCUACACCCCAUAACAUUACGCGAAAGACAUUCCAUGAGAUUUAAUGUAAUGUGUGUGUUUUGCUGAGCUGAUGGCGAAAAAAAAACUGCACCAUGGAUAUAUAACGUAAGAAAUGGCGUAUAAAUACCGGGAAGAAAUUGUCGGGAAAAGAUUUUUGUAUGUUUCUGGUCCUGGAAAAUUAAAACUUGCGAAAAUUUCUGACUGGGAAUGGCGCUCUGGUGUGGUACGAGCAGUUUCUGGCAAGGAUACUACUAACGUAGAACUGUCUAUACUGGUAGAAUUUGAUGGAAUAAGUUGGGACAAACGAGAAUGGAUUAAAAUCUAUGAAAUAUGUCAGAUUUUCCUUGUGGAGUACUCAGUUGUUUUAGUUCCAAGAGAAUUUCCAAACAGAUCACCCUCUCAGAUGAAAUGGCCUGCUCUGAAUUUCAAACCCCUUAUUGACAAAGUUGGCAUAAGUAACAGCCGCCAGAAGCCUGUUGAAUUCUUUGUUGACAGAGAAUUAUUGGUUACAGAUGAAAAAGAAAUCAUUAAUUACAAGGAAGGAGAUGACAAUUUUCCAUCAAUAUCAGAGUACCCAAAUUUAAAAGAAUCUGUUAAAAGCUGGGUGGACUACCAAGAUGGACAGAAAAUACUGUUGACAACUCCAACAGUUUUAGUUGGGUACCGAGUAGAAGUCUAUCGUGCUGAAGGAACAACGCAAUGGUACACUGCUGUUAUCAAAGCCUAUAACCAUGCUUCACAAACUUUGGCUGUCACAGACGAUACUGUACUUGAAGCACAUAAUGAAGAUCCGGCCCUUAUACAGAUGCGUUUGAUUGAUGAUGGAGGUAAAUUAAAUUAUUUUUUGGGGUCAGGAUUUACACCUGCAACCUCUUGGGGGUGUUGUAGCAAAUGCCAACCUUAA